Molecule: messenger RNA, 1074 nt
Organism: Alligator mississippiensis (American alligator)
Lineage: Eukaryota; Metazoa; Chordata; Crocodylia; Alligatoridae
Product: protein shisa-1
Exons: 2
Coding region: 172-918 (248 amino acids)
Source: RefSeq, a predicted model, not a curated record
AACUGGAGGCAGGUCAUUGGACAGGAGAUAAAUCAGCUGGGAUCCAGGGAGGUUUCUGGUUACAGAUCACUUAAGAGGUAGGCAGACUUGCAGAGCUGGGGAUGACUUGAGUUUUUUCUUUUCUUUUGGAUACUACAGUUGGGGGCAGUCUUAAGGAAGGAAUCCUGUGCUAUGGAGAGGGGGCUGCUGUGUGUCCUGGUACUGCUGAUCAUCCUCUGGGGGGCCUCUGGCCAGGAUGGGGAGUAUUGCCAUGGCUGGGUAGAUAGCUCACAGCUCUGGCACAAGGGUUUCCAGUGUCCAGAGCGCUAUGACAUCCCACAGGCUACCCUGUGCUGUGGCACCUGCAGCCUGCGCUACUGCUGCUCAUCUAGAGAGGCUCGACUGGACCAAGGCUUGUGUCCUAAUGACCACGAACAGAGCAGUCCUAUGCCUCCAUCAGUGCCCAUGUACUUGCCUUUCCUCCUUGUUGGAUCUGUAUUUGUGGCUUUCAUCGUCAUUGGAAUCCUUAUUGGACUUUGCUGCUGCAGGUGUUUGAAAUCACAAGAUGAGGAGCAGCAAAAUGGGUCUGCACCAAUCCAGAGUCGGCUGCUAGAAGCUGAUCCUCCUUCUCGGCUCUCCAGUUCUAGCUCUAGUUCUGCCACCAGAGUUUCCUUGGGUGGUCAUACUCAGACCAACAAUAUCUGCAUGAGUAUGGCUCCACCUUUUCCUGUCAUAGGAUGCUCCCAGUUCUUGCCACCUCCAUCAACCAGUGGACUCCUGCAGGCCCCAUGUAUUAAUUAUGGAAUACCAACUGAUCACGCUGCAGUCAUGACACCCACUCCUUUCCUUAGCAGAACAGUUCAUGGCCAGAUUUCUAACUCUUACUCCCUAAGUGCAAUGCAUGAUGACGGAAGGAUGUGUUCAGGAGUCUACAUCUAAGAAAACUACCUGUAACUGUAAAAUAGUGCUCCAUGCUGCACACCCGCAGGUGCUUCAAGGACAAAGUAACUGAAAGCACACCUUUUUAAAGCAUUAGCAUGCAUGAAAUGAUUCCUGGCUUUUUAAACUAAAUUAAAAGUAAUGUGACCUUUUUAA